UGAGUGUUUGCUGCGGUCUCUUCGUUUCAUUCUCAGAAUCGCUGGAAACUCUAUUCCACACAUCCCCAGCUUUAUUUAGACCUCAAGCUUCUUUAAACUUUACAUCCCACACAAACAUUCGAGAGGAAAUAUAUUUUAGACCGUUUAUGUUAACUUCGGAACGCAGAGAUUGCACCGGUGGUCAGAACUUGAAUUAUGAUAAGCAAAAUGGGAGGAAAGUCGUUUCUUGCUCACUGAAGUUGGGGGCUAUCCAAGUGGAAGAGGUGGCGGCAAGUCGGCAACACCACAAGCUCACUCUCUGAGAAAGACUGAGUCCAUCUUUACUACGUACAGUACCUCCUCCAUCGAGGUGGGCUAAGAUACAGUACCUCCUCCAUCGAGGUGGGCUAAGAUGAGUAUAACCAGUGAUGAAGUUAACUUCUUGGUCUACAGAUAUCUUCAGGAGUCAGGUUUCUCCCACUCAGCGUUCACCUUUGGAAUUGAGAGCCACAUCAGCCAGUCCAACAUCAAUGGAACACUAGUGCCCCCUGCUGCCCUCAUCUCCAUCCUGCAGAAAGGCCUCCAGUAUGUGGAGGCAGAGAUCAGCAUCAAUGAGGAUGGCACAGUGUUUGAUGGGCGGCCCAUCGAGUCUCUGUCACUCAUCGACGCGGUGAUGCCGGACGUGGUACAGACGCGGCAGCAGGCCUUCCGCGACAAGCUAGCCCAGCAACAGGCGGCCGGCAGCAUGGCAGUUGUUGCCGCUAGCAACCAACUUAAUGCAACAAAGAACGGAGAGGCCACCGUGAACGGGGAGGAAAAUGGAACACACACCAUCUAUAACCAGAGUGAGCCCAUGGAGAUGGAUGUGGACGUGGAGAUCCCAGCUAGCAAGGCCACGGUCCUCCGAGGCCAUGAGUCAGAGGUGUUCAUCUGUGCCUGGAACCCUGUCAGCGACCUGCUCGCCUCUGGGUCGGGAGACUCGACAGCCCGGAUCUGGAACCUUAUUGAGAACAGUAACAGCAGCCCCACCCAGCUGGUGCUCAAACACUGCAUCAGGGAGGGGGGGCAGGACGUCCCCAGCAACAAAGAUGUCACCUCACUAGACUGGAAUAGCGAUGGGACACUCUUAGCAACCGGAUCCUAUGAUGGAUUUGCAAGGAUAUGGACAAAAGAUGGUAAUCUGGCGAGCACCUUGGGCCAACAUAAAGGACCCAUAUUUGCACUGAAGUGGAACAAGAAAGGGAACUGUAUCCUCAGUGCUGGUGUAGAUAAGACGACAAUCAUUUGGGACGCACACACAGGAGAGGCUAAGCAGCAGUUCCCCUUCCAUUCAGCUCCAGCCCUGGACGUGGACUGGCAAAACAACACAACAUUUGCCUCCUGCAGCACAGACAUGUGCAUCCACGUGUGUCGACUGGGCAGCGACCGGCCGCUCAAGACCUACCAGGGCCACACGAAUGAAGUUAACGCUAUUAAGUGGGACCCGUCAGGGAUGCUACUAGCCUCCUGCUCUGAUGACAUGACUUUAAAGAUCUGGAGUAUGAAGCAGGACUCAUGUGUCCAUGACCUCCAGGCCCACAGUAAAGAGAUCUACACUAUCAAGUGGAGCCCCACCGGCCCAGGCACCAGCAACCCCAACGCCAACAUCAUGCUGGCUAGUGCCUCGUUUGACUCAACUGUGCGUCUGUGGGAUGUGGAGCGAGGUGUGUGUAUCCACACCCUGACCAAACACCAGGAGCCCGUCUACAGUGUGGCCUUCAGCCCUGACGGGAAGCACUUGGCCAGCGGCUCCUUCGACAAGUGUGUCCACAUCUGGAACACCAUGACUGGAGCCUUGGUGCAUAGCUACAGGGGGACCGGAGGGAUUUUCGAGGUGUGUUGGAACAGCACAGGAGACAAAGUUGGUGCUAGCGCUUCAGAUGGAUCAGUAUGUGUUCUUGAUCUCAGAAAAUAGCAUCCUGGCAGUGACUUUGAAGUUGGACCCUGCCAUCUGCAAACACUCUCAUAGCUCAAAGCAGGCCUGGCAACAUGGAGGACAUCCUCAUAGGGCGGACACAGGAGACAUUUUAACAACCACAAACUACUUAAUGACAGAGGCAAUCCUCAGUUUGUGGAUUUGAGUCUCCUGUUUAAGACCACAAAGAACAUUUCCUGGGUUAAUUAACAUACUGGACGAAAUCCAAUUUAUUUUGUUCAGCCAUGUUUUAAAAGGUGCCUAGCGGCCCUGCUGUUAUCUGGCUAGGGUCUGAAUCAUGAGGAAGAGGGUUUGUAUAGGAAGAGGUGUGUGGAGAGACAGACCGGUGUUUUGGGUGUGUUUGACAUGACAUUGUGAGAGAAAGGUUGUGUUUUAGAAUGUAUCUAAGCACAUGUUAGCCCUAUGGUGUCCUGAGUUGAGAAACAAUAUGGGAGACAUGAGGAAAGUGACAUUGUUAUUGCUGCACUGGCAUUCUCAAAUUAUGUGAUGUUUAAAUUGUCCUCAGUGGAGAAUAGUUCCUGUUUAAACAGUACUUCUUGCAGAUUUUUCACAAACGGACUUCUGAAAGUCAGAGUUAAAAAAGGUGCCGCUAUGCGGUAGCUCUGUGCUCGCAUUUAAUAACAUCAAGGUCAACCAAAAUCACCAAACUGCCAUGUUUAACUUCUCUAAGUUUGAAUGACAUUUAAUUCACUUUAAAAAGAAAAUAUGCAAAAAGCGUGGUUUAUAAACAUAUAUUCUCCCUUCUGGAUGUACAUUUAAUGAAUGUAAAGAUAUGUAAAUUAGAAAAAUACACAGACUUAUAUACUGUGUAUAUAUGUUUAUAUUCAGUACACUUUAACGUAAUCUUCUAGACGCUCAAUACUGGCUUGAGCUAUCACAUCUUUUCUUUGCUGAUACUCGGUUACAAGACCCUGAUUCAAUUUUGUGCACGUCAGAUAGAUGUUUCUUUUGUUUCCAUGUAUGUUAUUUUAUUCUGACAAUUAUGUGUGUAUCAGGUUGGUGUGUUAAGUCAGGUGAUGCUGAAGUGGACUGUAGUCAUUUCACUGAUGGCUCUUUACACUUUAAGCCAUGGAGAUCUGUGCCUCAACGUAACUGAAUGGACCAUGGGUAAUGAUGAAUGGGAUAAAGAUGGGAUGUUACAUUCUGUAGGCUCUACCUGUUUUGUCGGGGUUACCCCUGGGUCAGGUCUGGGAUGUGAAACAGGACGUGUCUGUAUUCAGCCCUAAUGACAACCAUUGAAAUGGAAAUCAGAACAGACAGAGCACAUGCUGAUUGAGAAGGAGAGGAUGCUGUGAACAUUUGUAUUGUGUUGUCUUAAUGUUGCUUUAGUAGCAAAGUGUCAUCACUAGUCAUCUACUGAGCUUUUCUUACAGUACUCCUUUGUUUGGCAGGGUGAUCGUUCUGGUGGAAACCCAGGUUACACGCUGACUGAUCAACCAGGCUCUGAUUGGUCAAAUGGAAGUCCUACUGUAGCUUCUAAGCUGUGAUUGGUUGAGUUGGGUUGAGGUCCCGACAUUGCCACCGCCUGAUCUAUGGUCAGAUUGGAUUUAUUUGACUUGCCUGUAUGAUGGAUUUAGCUUUGUGUGCAGUAUGUCUACUUGUACUUAUCGUGGUCUAACGUGACAGUCUUUUCAAACCAACAAGCCACCACUUUGAGAAUGCCUUUUAUGCCUUUUCAGCAUUUUAUUUCAUUUUUUUUUUAUAUAAAUAAUCCGGCGUUGAUGUUUUUUUGCUGAGAGCCAAUAUUGUCUGUGUCAGACUGAGAAUCGGGCUGUGGUUGGUGGCCAUCUUGGCAUGUUGAGAAGCCCAGUGUGGAAUAAAAUGCUGUGACUGACAGCGAUCUCUCUCCUACCCCAGUCUAGGAUAUGGUCAUCUGUUUCCAAGACUAAACAAUGAAUUCACACUCAAUGUCUCAAAUAAAUCACUCUAUUUUGAUAUGAGAAAA
Molecule: messenger RNA, 3899 nt
Organism: Oncorhynchus keta (chum salmon)
Lineage: Eukaryota; Metazoa; Chordata; Actinopteri; Salmoniformes; Salmonidae
Product: F-box-like/WD repeat-containing protein TBL1X
Exons: 15
Coding region: 392-1933 (513 amino acids)
Biological process (GO): regulation of transcription by RNA polymerase II
Cellular component (GO): histone deacetylase complex
Molecular function (GO): protein binding; transcription corepressor activity
Source: RefSeq, a predicted model, not a curated record